AUGGCAAGCGCAGGAAGCGUAUUUAGCCAGUUCUUGGCGGCGAAGAAUGGUAGAGCAAGAGCGGACUCAGUUAAAGAAGCGAUUGGGAUUGCACCAGCAAACCCCGCACCACCAUUCAUGGCACCGCCGCAGCAGAAUCAAGCCCCGGAGCAGUUCUUUCCACCAAUGCAGGAGCCGGCGGCUGAAAGAGAAUUUCGACCACCACAAAACUAUGGAUACAAGAUCCCAAGUGUUAAGGACAUGAAGUUACCAAUUGAACGUUUCACGGGCAAGGAAGAAUAUCCAGAGCUAAGAUCUGGAUUUAAGGACUGGGGUCUGCAGUUUCUAGACGAGCUCGUUGCGGCACAGCUUGUCAGUGGGUAUGAUUGGCCAGAAGAAUUCAAGCUGAGAACAUCUAACCGGUACCUGGAUGGCUAA
Messenger RNA from Peronospora matthiolae, 417 nucleotides. The record is from the annotation of a GenBank genome assembly. Lineage: Eukaryota; Oomycota; Peronosporomycetes; Peronosporales; Peronosporaceae.